AUGGCGCCGCCGCCGCUGAAGCUGUUUGACGACCUCGUCGAGGAGGUACUCCUCCGCUUCCCGCCGGACGACCCCGCGAGCCUCCUCCGCGCGGCGCUCGUCUGCAAGCAGUGGCUCCGCAUCGUCUCCGGCCGCCACUUCCGCCGCCGGUUCCGCAGCUUCCACCGCACGCCCCCCAUGUUGGGUGCCUUCACCAAGCUCCACGGCUUCGUCCCCACGUCCUCCUUCAAGUGCCAGGUCCCCGCCGAGGUCCGCCACGGCCGGAUGGUGCUCGACGCCCGCCACGGCCGCGUCCUCUUCCACAACGUACGCCACGCGAGCGAGUGGUGGGAUCCAACCCUCUCCCUCUGGUACCCCAUCUCCGGCGAGCAGCUGGGGCUGCCCAAGCUGCCGCGGGUGCCGGAUCCGCACGAGUGCUCCUCGGGUUUCGCGGUGCUAUGCGCCGCCGCCGGCUGCAACCACCUCGACUGCAGCCACGGCCCCUUCCUCGUGGUCGUCGUGGCAGUUGGCCUCAGUGAGGUCUUCGCCCGCGUUUACUCGUCCGAAGUUGGGGAAUGGAGCGAGCCUACCUUUGCUCCGCACAUCAAUGAAAGUUUGCGUCACCCUGACACAUUGGGAGCAGCCUCGACAGAUGAGGCACCAAGAGAUAGUUCUUCAAGUGCAUGA
Messenger RNA from Setaria italica (foxtail millet), 666 nucleotides. RefSeq lists its product as uncharacterized. Gene Ontology annotation, molecular function: protein binding. Bases 1 to 666 code for a protein of 221 amino acids. The transcript has 2 exons. NCBI's taxonomy places the organism in Eukaryota, Viridiplantae, Streptophyta, Magnoliopsida, Poales, Poaceae. The record is from RefSeq and is a predicted model, not a curated record.